AUGACGCGCUCUGCCGCCUACCUUUUUACCUCCUCAUCGUUCGUUCCCCUUCACAGCCUCUCGAAACGCUACAGAGACCCUCACGCCUCAACGCUCGUCUGGAUGCCAUGUCAGACACACACAAACGCAGCUCUCGGCCUCGCCACUGCAUCUGCCCAAUCAGACGAGGCCCCCGACUCCACUACGGCUCCGAUGAUGGGAUCGACGCCGCGCUCGGCCGCUGAGACAUGCGCUUGCCGUACCUGUCUCUCUCUGCUCGACGCCUUGCAGUGCCAGUCCUCACGCCCUGAUUCCGUGCUGCGAGUCUUGGUGUUGAUCGAGAUGCUUCUGGACACACUGUGGCUGAUCCUGAACAUCUCGCUCUCCGCUCAACUGGCCGAGGCCCUCAAAUCGACGCUCUUCAACUUCACACAACCAUCAGCCUCACCACUCCCAAGCAUUGGCGUUUCGACGCCUUGUUCUCCAUCUCCCUUCGCUCUUCGCUCUUCACGCCAGCUUAGCGCCAGCCUGCCGCUGGGAGGUGCAGCCAUGUCUGGUCUCGGCAUCGACUUUGGCCAUGAGUCCGAGGCCUACUCCACCGACACCGGCUCGCGUACUUCGGCAGCAACCACUUCAACUUCAGGCUUCCACAGCCGUACACGAGCACACAUGAUCCCUAAAAAGUCCUCGAUGAACAAGAUGCGGGGUGCAAGGCCAAAGACUGCAGAGGAAGAUGCACGCCGCGUCCGCAUCGUCUCUGGCGAGCCCGACAUCCUUGGCCACGGCGCCUACACCGACGAGGACUUCAUGUCGCCACCCACCCACCACGACGUCGUGGUGCAACCUCACAGCCUUCACAGCCUCAGCGCAGCGGUCGCUGCCAUGGGCGGAUACACGACCGAUACAGCCACCAGCAGCACAGAGACCGACAGCGACACCAGCCCCACCCUCACCGAAUCCUCUGUCACCAGCACCUCCUCGGGUGCAAGCAGCGCCAACCAGCUCAACAUCCGCAAGAAGCAUCACAGCCAGCCACCCCUGGGUGUCCACAGACAAGACGAUGAACGCGGCAUCAGGAUCAUGGGCGCAGCACAAGGCGCUAGCACAGCACCGCAGCAGCUUAUGCCGGUGGUGCAGCGACCGGUACGAGAGAGCAAGAGCAACACCAGCCUCGCAUCCGGAUACCGCUCCGAUGGCGGCUCGAGCCUCGGCAGGUCCGCCGAAAUCCCACGAGGUGUGGGCCGCAACGGUGGCAGAGGUGGACACAGGGCCAGCAUCAGGAGCGCUGCUAGUCGCCAGGUCACUCUUCAGAACCGCCUUGGCCCCAAAGUCGGCACCAACACCGCCAACGAAGAUGCCGAUGAGACCAUCCGCGCAGAUGUACCCUCGGACGACGAGACCGAAGUCAUGGUGCCCGAUGGCUUUGGUGGCCACACACGCACCAAGCAGCCCAGGAACCCACGCCCUCAAACUGCAAAUGCCGCCGUGCCCUCCCUCCUGCAAAGAAUCGAUAUGUCCUCGGACCAUGCUCCCUCGCAGUCCGACCAGAGUCUCGCAGAGCAGCACGAGGCCGAGUCGUCCAGAAGGUGGAAGGUGGGCAGCUUCUACGCCCCAGACGGCUCCGAGACAGCACGCAUCGAUCACGAAACUGGGACCAUUAGCGAGAGGGGAACGCACCUCGAGCCCUCCGAGGUGGCUCUCUCUCGGGCACAGUCGCGCGGUGGUUCCGAAUCUUCCGCCACCUCCCUUACACGCUCGCACACCUCCAGUUUCGGGCCCAAGGCAUCGCUCAUGCAAAGUCCCAGCGCCCAGAAUGCAGCUCGAAGCCAGGCCGACGCGACCGAGCCCAGCACAGAUGAUGGCCCCGUCGAGGGCUCCACCAAGGCAGCUGCCAUGCUGCAGAAUAAGCAGUCGAGGACCUCUCUCGCCAGCGUCGCCAUGAGGAGCAAGCGAGGCCUUCAGGGGCUCGAGGAGGCUGAGCGAGGUGGUGCUCUGGUGAGCCUCGACAACUAUCGCAUGACCUACGACACUGGGCUCCCCAUCCUGCCCCACGAGAUCCGCGCUCUGGACCAGGACAGCAUCAUGGGCUCCGUCCGUCUCGGCCAGGCUCCGCCCAUGAAGACGUCUCUCAGCCACAGCGGUGCCCCGCUCACAGCCACUCCUUCUGCCGCAAGUAACACGAGCGAGUCCGGCCAUGUAGCUUCUAGCGCAUCGAGCAAGCCUCGCAAUCGACCUCGUAGGAGCCUGUCCGAGACCAACGUCAACGCAGCGCUGCUCGAAAGACACGGAACACUGCUCAGCAACACGGCCAACCCCAUGCGCCGGAGCAAAGAGCUCAACCGGCUGCUGGGAAACUCGGAUCGCAAACUGCCGUCGUCGGCGGCUCGACCCAUGCACCUCGAGUCUCCCACCAAGAGCGGCCUCAAGCGCAGCAAUGCCGUGCCCGCCACUGUCGUCCCGCCGCCGGCGGCGCUCGAGCAGGGCAAAGCGAACAAGGCGCGCGUCGAGGUCGACCUUGUCCUCGAGUCGGACCUCGUCGUCGAGGGCGGUACGCUGCAGGGUCGCAUGCAGAUCCGCGUGCGCAAGGGUUCCGACAAAGAAGGCGGUGUCUUGCUCGCCCAGCCCAAGAUCCGCGUCGUCGGUUUCGAGGAGCUGCUCAGCGACGACACCCGCUACAUCUUCUACCACCAUGCCUCCGUCAUCGAUGGUGAUCGCUCCAAUCACGGCCCGAGCGAGCCGUACUACCUGGACGGCUCGCCUACGCUCUCGUCGCCCGAGACCGCACCCUUCUCGGCGCUCUCGUGCUUCUCGGGAUCUCCAGACGCAGAGGGCUACGCCGAGGGAAAGGUCGGCUCGCACUCGAUCCCGUUCUCGCUCGAGCUGCCUGUGUCCAAGGGCGCCAAGGGAAGCUACAGGGGCAAGAACGCCGUUGUGCGAUACAUCGUGAUCGGCUCCGUCAAACUCAAGUCGGCUUCGGGUGCCAACCGCUCGAUCGCUCACUUCUACCGACACGUCGACCUUUUCCCCUACCUCAACCCUGCCGUGGUGCUGUCGAGCGCAAACAAGCCGAUCCAGGCGAGCAGCUCCAAGGGUCUCUUCCUCGGCGGGUCGGGCAAGGUGCACCUUAUGGCGAGCUUGCAUCGCAAUACGUGGGUUGCAGGUCAGCGCGUGUACAUCCACAUUGGCAUCCAGAACGACACGUCCAAGAAGAUCAACGGUAUGACGCUCGCGCUCAUCCGCACCGUCACGCUGUACAAGCCGCGUCCCGAGCUCGAUCUGGACGGACAGGCCGCCCGGCGCGAUCUGGAUCCCGAUGCGUGUCAGACGUCGACCACGCGCAAGAAGAUCGCCGAGGAAGAGCUCGAGAUGGGCCAAAAGGGCAGCAGAGGGGUCGUCACUGCGCGCGGGUGGUGGACGGGAGUAGAGCCGGGUCAGCGCGUCGAGUCGUCGCACUACAUGCACAUUCCUGCCGAUGCACUGUCCAUCUCGCGCGGCCGCCAUGUCGAGGUCGUCUACAGCAUCAAGGUCUCGAUUGGAAGCUCGCUCUCGGCCGACGUCUCCGUCGAGCUGCCCCUGCGCGUGAUCAACUUUGUCUCGCUCGACCCGCCGCCGAUCAAGAAGGCAGGGGCUGCCAAGUUCAGCGUCGAUUCGGCGCGAAGCUGGGUCUCGCCGGGUAGCAGUGCGGGCGAUGCGAGGUCUCCCGGAAGCUCGAGCGGACGGAGCACUCGCGAUGGUGCCGAGGAUAUGGUCGCCAGACUCAAGUCGGUCGACGCGAUGAGGUCGCCAGGCAAGACCGAGAUCUCGCUGGCGAACUACGACCAGCACCUGCAGGUGGCGCGCAUGCUCUCUCCGGGCGAAGUGGCAGCCGAGCAGAAGAAGCUUCUGCAGCAUCAGAAGUCGCUCGACUUUAUCAACCACGCCAUCCGCAGCGCGGCUGCACGACGUGGAGUCGAUGUCACGCCGACCACGAGCUCGUCUACCCGUACUCCCAGCCCUGCGGGACUGGGCAUCGGUGUGCUCGACAGCAGUUCCGCCUCGAGCGCGCGUAGCGGCGACAGUCCCUGUGGAAACAGCAGCACCGACGGCGUCUCUGGUGCCGACGAGGACUACGACGAAGACAAUACCAAGACGCCGAUGGCCUCUGUCAACCGAUCCGGAUCCACCCAGCCCAUCUAUCCGCCGGGCUGCGAGCCGUACGAGCCGCACCACCAUCGUGCUCACCAGGCGCAGUACGGGGCGGCCUAUUCGCAGCUUCCUGUCACGCUGCAUCUUCCUGGCGGCAUGCAUCACAUGCAGCAGAUGCAGAUGCAGAUGUACCAGAUGGCGCCACCUCCGCACGCCGGUGGCAUGCUGCCCGUGCUGCGCAUCAACAACGCCAAUGCCGUCUCGCUCGACGAGAUUGGCGACGACUACGAUGACGACGACCACGACGCACGUGCGGACCCGGACCAGACCCUGGGGCUCAACGAUGAGUCGAUGGCCGAAAUGAACAUGGUCAUUGGCUCGGCCCGGCUGGACGACGAAGACUAUGCGCAGUUUGACGACAGCAUGCACGUCGCCGAGGCGGAGCACGACGAGAGGCAAGACAUGCUCUUUGAGCGGGUGUCGCGCGCCGCAGACGCCGGCGGCAACGAGGGCUGGUCGCUGCGCCGUCGCGAUUCGGCCGGUGACGAGCCCGAGACGCACGAUGCGGAUGAGGCGGACGACGUCGCCGAGGUCUCCUCGAUCAUGCAAGCCGUCAGUCUGGAGCCUGCGGCUCCUCCGAGCUCCGAGGUUUCCGUGCCCGGAAGCAUGGCCCCUCCUGAGGCCGCUGCGGUGACGACCUCGGUGUACAAUGCGUCGCAAGCUGCGGCGAGGAGGGCUGUGGCAAGCCCGCCUGUCCCAGUACGAGGACAGUCGCGCGCAUCAAUGACGAUCUCCCCGCGCACCAAUGCGUAUGCAGUGUCGAAUGUGACCCGGCCGCUCAAGAUCAGCAAGGAGAGCAGCGCGACCAGCUCGCUCCUGCCUCAGCAGACGAUCCAUGCCAAGGCAUCGUCGGAGCAGCUGGCCGAGAGGUUGGCCGGUGAAGUUGCUGUGUCGUCUCGCGACUCGCAGACGUUGAGCGCUGCCAACCUCAAGCGGCACUCGGACAAUCUGUCGUAUCGACAGCAGCAACAGCAGCCGACCCGGCACCGGGCCACGCACUCCGUCACGGGCCUCAAGCCGCUCAUUCUCAAGCCCAAGGCCACCAGUGACGGCCGCAGGGAUCGCACUUCCUCGGCGGGUUCUCGAACGCCCGAUGUUGCCUCGCCGAGGGAAGGUGCAUUCGUAUCCGACACGGGUGUCGCCGAGAAUGUGCGCACGCCAGACAGUCUCUCGAGCGAGGUUUCUCAGAUCGCUCCGGCUCCAGCAACGGCUGCAAAGGUGGUUGAAACCAAGCCGUCCCUGGCGCACAAGGCCUCGGAUGCAUCCAUCGCCUCGACGUCGGAUCCCGCUGCGCACUCGGGCGGCUUGCCGCGUUCAUCGACGCUUCAGUCGAUGCCCGUGCAGACGGAAGGUAGGAUGUCGGUGCAGCGAUCGGACAGCAUGUCGUCGGUCGUUGACGAUGCCGGCACUGAUCGAGCGCUGUCUCGCUCGCACUCGACGCACAACCUGCGCGGAGCAGCGGUGCUUGUGCCCUCGGUGCGCAACAAGAUCGCCAUGCUCGAGAGCCGGAGCGCGGCGCUGCGCGAAUUCACAGGUGCUGCCGCCGAAGCGUCGCCCGCCAGUUCGCCGCUGAAAAAGUCGACGUCGACAUCCAAUUUUGGUCUGAGCAGCUCGACGUCGACGGGUCGCGUGGCACAGCUGGCUGCGUCCGCCGAGAGGGCCGGUAGCCUUACGCCUUCCGCUUCAUCGCCAUUCAGGCUCGGAAGAAAGGGCAGCUUCGUCUCGGUCGCUGAUUCGGAGGACGGCGCGGGCUCCAUGGUCUCGUCGGUAGCGCCCGUGCCAGAGUACAUGAAGACAGCCGCCAGCUCAGUGCCAAGCUUCAACGCUCCUGUCCUGCGCAACCUUCGCUAG
This is a messenger RNA of Moesziomyces antarcticus, 6015 nucleotides long. RefSeq lists its product as uncharacterized. Bases 1 to 6015 code for a protein of 2004 amino acids. The record is from RefSeq and is a predicted model, not a curated record. Lineage: Eukaryota; Fungi; Basidiomycota; Ustilaginomycetes; Ustilaginales; Ustilaginaceae. Gene Ontology annotation, molecular function: G protein-coupled receptor binding. Gene Ontology annotation, biological process: signal transduction; G protein-coupled receptor internalization. The transcript has 3 exons. Gene Ontology annotation, cellular component: cytoplasm.